AUGCUAACAAGAGGAAAAGUUAUUGUAUUGAUAUUUUUAUUCUCAUCAAUUAUUUGGAUAAAUGUAAUGGACAAAUAUAAAAACUCAAACUCCUUAAUAAAAUGGAUAUAUAUUCCUUUUUACCUUAUUAUUAUAUUAGCCUUUUAUGCCACUAUAUCUAUAUCUAUAAGCUUAUAUAAUUUUAAUAAUGUUCUUAAUGGACAUGAAGAACUAUUAAAAGAAUUAAGUUACAUUAAAAGUGAAUUGGAGAAGAAAAAUUUUACUUUUGAUUAA
Messenger RNA from Plasmodium relictum, 273 nucleotides. It is a transcript of the gene DPM3, whose product is annotated as dolichol-phosphate mannosyltransferase subunit 3, putative. The transcript is spliced from 3 exons. Lineage: Eukaryota; Apicomplexa; Aconoidasida; Haemosporida; Plasmodiidae. Bases 1 to 273 code for a protein of 90 amino acids. The record is from RefSeq and is a predicted model, not a curated record.